GGAGGCGCGGCCCCUUUCCUCCGCGGCGGCCCAAGGUGCUGUGUCCUUCAGCUGAAGCUAAGGCCGUCCCCGGCGACUGGCACCCAGCCCCGCCAUGGCCUCCGUCUCCGAGCUCGCCUGCAUCUACUCCGCCCUCAUCCUCCACGAUGACGAAGUCACCGUCACGGAGGACAAGAUCAACGCGCUCAUCAAGGCGGCCGGGGUGAACGUGGAGCCCUUCUGGCCGGGACUCUUCGCCAAGGCUCUCGCCAACAUCGACAUCGGGAGCUUGAUCUGUAACGUAGGAGCCGGUGGCGGCGGCGGUGCUCCAGCCGCGGCUGCUCCCGCGGGAGGCGCUGCGCCGGCGGGCGGUGCUGCCCCUGCUGAGGAAAAGAAAGAAGAGGAAAAGAAAGAAGAAUCAGAGGAAUCUGAUGAUGACAUGGGCUUUGGUCUUUUCGACUAAUUAGUUUUGUACCUGUCCAUAAUAAAGAACAUUGAAUUGUA
Molecule: messenger RNA, 483 nt
Organism: Pezoporus occidentalis (night parrot)
Lineage: Eukaryota; Metazoa; Chordata; Aves; Psittaciformes; Psittacidae
Gene: RPLP1
Product: ribosomal protein lateral stalk subunit P1
Exons: 4
Coding region: 95-442 (115 amino acids)
Biological process (GO): translational elongation; cytoplasmic translation
Cellular component (GO): cytosolic large ribosomal subunit; ribosome
Molecular function (GO): ribonucleoprotein complex binding; protein kinase activator activity; structural constituent of ribosome
Source: RefSeq, a predicted model, not a curated record